CCUGAAAGCAUGUUCUUCUUCUUCUUCUCUGCCCUGCUGAUGGCCUCAUGGACCUUUGGCCCGCACGUUACUGACUCCGCAUUUUCCAUGUGCCAGAAUUUGGAUCUUGAAGCUGCGCGGGCCAGAAGGGUUGCGGCCAUCCGGGGCCAGAUUCUCAGCAAGCUGCAGCUGGAGGCGCCCCCCAAGGAAGAAAGGGUCCCCCAUCCGUUGCCCCCCGAAGUGAUGCUCCUUUACAACAGCACGCGGGAGCCGGUGAGGCAGCUGGCCGCCUGCGAGAGACGACGCGCGGCUCUGCGCGAAGACGAGGAAUAUUACGCCAAAGAAAUCUGGAGGGUGGAGAUGUUGACGUCCGGGCAUGCUGACAAUUCCAUCCCCGGCCCCUUGUCCACUCCCUUCUUCCGAUUCCUGCACUUCGGGGUCUCUGCUGCGCACCCCAACUUCAGCAACCUCAUCCAGGCUGAGCUGAGGAUCUACAAGGUCCCGAAUCCUGGAUCCCACGCCACCGAGCAGCAUGUGGAACUCUCUCAGGUGAGACCAACAAGGGAGCCUUCUGCCCAGACCCAGCGUUACUUGGGAAGCCGAAUUUUACUGCCCAAGCAUCGGGCCGAAUGGGUGUCGUUUGAUGUCACCGACAGCGUCCGUCGGUGGCUGAGGAGCAGAGGCAAGAAGCUCAGCUUCAAACUCGAACUGCAUUGUUCCUGUUGCGGUUCCAUCCCGGCCUGGAAUACAGUUAACUCCCAGCACACUGAGCCUCUGGAAACUCUCUUUGCAGGUCUGGAUGACAACCUCAUCAAGGAAGCGUGGAAAGGCUUCACACACAAAGCCCCACACCUGAUCCUCUCCUUGCUGCCCCCAAACCAGCUGGACCCUACCCCGAAGGGUCGGCAUCGCCGGGCGGCUAACACCCCCAGCUGCCCCAGGAAUUCGGAUAAAGAUUGCUGCCUUCACCCGCUAUAUAUAGAUUUUCGGAAGGAUCUGAAGUGGAAGUGGAUCCAUCAGCCCAAAGGAUACAAAGCAAAUUUCUGCGCUGGCAGCUGCCAAUAUAGCCAAACCACCAAUAUGCGCCAUAACAUGGUGCUUCCCCUAUACAGUAAACUGAACCCCGAAGGCUCGGCUGCUCCUUGUUGCGUGGCCCGCAAAUUGGAACCUUUGACCAUCCUGUAUUACGUCGGCCGCCAGCCCAAAGUCCAGCAGCUGAGCAACAUGGUUGUGAAAUCCUGUCGUUGCCGUUAAAAUGGGUGUGAAUGAGUGUGAUGGGCAAGGAGCCCCCUUUCCACUUUCAUCGGGGGGAGAAAAAAAAAUUCAUCAGACAAGAAUCCCCGUUUUUCCCAGCUUUUAAAAUCAGGAGAACUUUUCCGGCGCGUGCAGCGAAGGAGACCCCAAGAGGCUAGUCCUCAUCAAAUGAUCAGAGAUGUAUUUUUUUUUCCUGGCUUUAUGGCACGGAAGAGGCAAACCUGUGAGAGGGAUCUUGGAGUCCUAGUGGAUAACCAUUUAGAUAUGAGCCAGCCGUGUGCAGCAGCUCCUAAAAAAGCCAACACAGUUCUGGGCUGCAUAAACAGAGGGAUAGAAUCAAGAUCACGUGAAGUGUUAGUGCCACUUUAUAAUGCCUUGGUAAGACCACACUUGGAAUAUUGCAUCCAGUUUUGGUCGCCACGAUGUAAAAAAGAUGUUGAGACUCUAGAAAGAGUGCAGAGAAGAGCAACAAAGAUGAUUAGGGGACUGGAGGCUAAAACAUAUGAAGAACGGUUGCAGGAACUGGGUAUGUCUAGUUUAAUAAAAAGAAGGACUAGGGGAGACAUGAUAGCAGUGUUCCAAUAUCUCAGGGGUUGCCACAAAGAAGAGGGAGUCAGGCUGUUCUCCAAAGCACCUGAGGGUAGAACAAGAAGCAAUGGGUGGAAACUGAUCAAAGAAAGAAGCAACUUAGAACUAAGGAGAAAUUUCCUGACAGUUAGAACAAUUAAUAAGUGGAACGACUUGCCUGCAGAAGUUGUGAAUGCUCCAACACUGGAAAUUUUUAAGAAAAUGUUGGAUAACCAUAGGACUGAGAUGGUGUAGGGUUUCCUGCCUGGGCAGGGGGUUGGACUAGAAGGCCUCCAAGGUCCCUUCCAACUCUGUUGUUAUAUAUUAUAUAUUAUAUUAUAUAUUACCUUGGCACAUGGAUUCUGGGCCUGUUUUGCCCCCCCCCCAGCCCCCCAAGGACUUUCUUAAAAGUGAUCUAGGUCUGAAUUGGUGCCUCAGAAAUGCAGAGCCUUAAAAACGCGGAGAAAAUCUCAGGCGUUUUUUUGAGGCUCGGCCGGGUCGAAAGAGAACCAGCGGAAGGAUGAAUAAAGUUGCAAAGAAGCUACGGUGCAUUGCCAGGAACAGCCAUGCCAGGCCGUGCCCACGUGGUUUGAUUGGCAGUGUGCGUGUAGAAAGAGGAAGGGGUCUGUGUGUGUGUUUCAGACGGGCGUUAGGGAAUAGCAAGGAAAAAGGGAAAGACAAAGGAGAAUAUUUGUAGCUCAGGGUUGAAAUGAAGGGGGUCCUUCGUAUUCUCUGAGCUGGGUUGUUUUCUUGUAGACGUUUCAAGACCCAACUAGGUAACAUCAUCAAUACUAGA
Messenger RNA from Ahaetulla prasina, 2596 nucleotides. RefSeq names its product transforming growth factor beta-2 proprotein-like. The transcript has 7 exons. The coding region runs from base 10 to 1233 and encodes 407 amino acids. The record is from RefSeq and is a predicted model, not a curated record. Gene Ontology annotation, molecular function: cytokine activity; type III transforming growth factor beta receptor binding; type II transforming growth factor beta receptor binding. Gene Ontology annotation, biological process: BMP signaling pathway; regulation of cell population proliferation; transforming growth factor beta receptor signaling pathway. Gene Ontology annotation, cellular component: extracellular region. NCBI's taxonomy places the organism in Eukaryota, Metazoa, Chordata, Lepidosauria, Squamata, Colubridae.